Messenger RNA from Fusarium venenatum, 2199 nucleotides. RefSeq names its product P-loop containing nucleoside triphosphate hydrolase protein. Gene Ontology annotation, molecular function: microtubule binding; GTP binding; GTPase activity. The record is from RefSeq and is a predicted model, not a curated record. Gene Ontology annotation, cellular component: membrane; microtubule; cytoplasm. NCBI's taxonomy places the organism in Eukaryota, Fungi, Ascomycota, Sordariomycetes, Hypocreales, Nectriaceae.
AUGGUGGCCAAGACUGAUAAGUCGAGCGAGGGUCUCGCUAAUCGAGCCCUCCUCGAUAAGAUGGACAAGCUGAGAGAGCUCGGUAUCUCGAACAUGGUCCCGCUUCCUCAGAUGGUAGUAGUAGGCGAUCAGAGCGCUGGAAAGUCGAGUGUCCUCGAAUCUCUCACUGGCUUUCACUUCCCGCGCUCGGUGACGCUCUGUACUCGUCACGCGACCGAGAUUAUCUGUCGACGAGAAGAAACCGAGAGUAUCGUCGUAUCUAUACACGCUGUCGAUGCGGACUCCGAACAGGCUCACUCAUUUCGCCGAACUGCCACUAACCUCGACGCCGAGGAGUUUGCACAGAUUUUCCAAGAUGCAGCUAAAGCCAUGGGCAUUAAGUCGGAAUCUGCUGACGAAUCCUCUGGUUCUGCAUUCAGUCGCGACGUUCUUCGCGUGGAAAUCAGCGGACCCAACGAGGAUCAUUUGACUGUUAUCGAUGUCCCUGGUAUGUUUGAGAACGUUACUCCUGGAGUAACCACCAAAGAGGACAUCGAUCUUGUCAAAAGUAUGGUGCAGAAAUACAUCAUAGAAUCUCGAACCAUCAUCCUUGCUGUCGUCCCUUGUAACGGCGACAUUGCCAAUCAGAAGAUUCUCACUUACGCUAAGGAAGUUGAUCCCGAGGGCAAGCGCACCCUUGGUGUCCUGACGAAGCCGGACUUGGUCACCGAGAAUGCUAACAAGGAGGUCGUACUCAACCUUGUCCGUGGUGGACGCCGUGAUCUCGAGCUCGGAUACUGCAUCGUCAAAAACAGAAGUGCGGAUGACAAUUCCUCUAGCCCUGAACAACGGACUAGAUCGGAGAAAGAAUUCUUCUCCAAAGCUCCCUGGACUAGACUCUCUCCCGAUCGAUGUGGCAUUCCAGCCCUCAAAGUUCGUGUCCAACAACUUCUGAUGAACCGCACGAAGAGCGAGUUUCCCAAGGUUCGUUCUGAACUUGAUUCCAGGCGCAAAGAGUAUGAGGCUCUUCUCAAAUCGUUGGGUCAGUCACGCAGCACAGAAGCAGAGCAGCGUGUCUAUAUCGGUGAAAUCGCUGCCCGGUUCGCACAGAUCACCAACUACGGCCUCGACGCUUAUUACACACGACACAGAAUCUUUGAGAACGAGGAGCUCAAGCUCAUUACUCGUAUCCGCGAGAUCAACGAGGGCUUUGGAAAAGUUCUCUACGAUAAAGGGCAUACUCGAAACUUCUCUGAGUUUGGCAACGAGGACAGAAAAGAGCCAAGCGAGGACGCUGAUGCCUCUGAUCCAUUCUCUACAGUUGAUGUCAAUAGAGAGGAUUUGUAUGAGGAGAUGACGUUCAAGAUUCCUUUGCUUGGCGAAGACGAUUUGGUGGGUGACAUUCUUUACGAUCCAUACUAUUGCGACGAGCCUCUGGACGAAGACAUACUGGCCUAUAUUGAAAAAGAGUACUUGAGCUCACGAGGUUACGAGAUUGGAACUUUCAGCGGUGAAAUGAUCCCCGUCACGUUCAAAGAACAAUCAAAGAAAUGGCGUCCCAUGACUCAAGCCCACGUCUCCAACGCCAUUCUCAUUGUUCACCACUUCAUCCGAACGGUCCUAGACUCGUGCUGUCCCGAUCCUCUAAUCCGCGGUCCCCUCUGGGAGUUCCUUUUCGAAGAUCUCCAAAAGCGCUACCGUCGUGCCAUCGACCAUGUUGAGUUUCUGCUCGAGGUCGAAUUUGAGGGUAAAAGUAUAACGUACGACCCAAACUUCAACCAAUCUCUCAGUGACCUUAAGCUCGCUCAUAUCAAAGGCCUUGGCAAGGACGUUGAGGAAAUCAUGGACUCUUAUCAGUUCGAGAAGCCAGCCACCAUAAAAAGCAUAGCGGCAUCGACCCGUAAACUUAUGGAAAAGAAGUUCAACGGAGAGACCGCCCUCAGUACCACCCGUCGGGAUAUUCACAAUGUUCUUCACACCUUCUACGACAAUGCCCGCGGCCGCUUUGUGGAUGUUGUUUGCCAGCAAGUCAUCGAUCAUUUCCUCCUACAUGCCUCAAUUGGCCCGCUUGCUGUAUUUUCUGAGAGAGUCGCUCUCCACAUGACUCCUGAGCAACUUGAGGUUAUUGCCGGUGAGGACAUGCUCAGCAGAGACCAACGUGAAAAGCUCACUCGCGACAUUGCUAACCUGAAGGAGGCUCUUAAGGUUCUCCGUGGUUAA